AUGCUUGGAAAUGUUGAGUUUGCUGCCGAAUACAAACGCAUCGAGUACUAUAUAGCCAAGGGUUAUGCCCGGAAGUUAUCGGCAACAGAAGCUGGCUUGAGUUCACCAAAAACGUGGUACCUACCACACUUUGCCGUGUCUAACCCUAAUAAGCCGGGCAAACUACGUUUGGUUUUUGAUGCUGCUGCUGAAGUCGAAGGUGUCUCGUUGAACGCACAUCUUUUGAAGGGACCGCAGAACUACAAAUCGUUGCCAUCUAUUCUCUUUCAUUUCCGCCAAGGUGCGAUGGCGGUAAGCGGAGACAUAAAAGAAAUGUUUCACCAAAUAUUAGUGCAGCCAGAGGAUAGAUGUGCACAGCGAUUUCUAUGGAGAAAUGGUGAGAGUAAUAGGAGACCAGAAGUCUAUGAGGUGUCGGUAAUGAUCUUUGGCGCUGCUUGUUCGCCAUGUGCAGCCCACUAUAUUAAGACAGUUAACGCGCUAGAACACCGCUCUGAUCAUAAGAACGUAAGUCGUGCUGUAAAGUCCAUUUUGGAGCAUCACUACGUGGACGACAUGGUUGACAGCUUCGGUUCAGUAGAAGAAGCCAUCACUGUUUCGGAGAUGGUACGAGCUAUACACUUAAAGGCUGGGUUCGAGCUUCGAAAUUUUGCUUCAAAUUCACAAAAGGUAAUGAGUGAGAUUGGUGGUAAAGAAAUAACGCGUGCCAUUUCAAAGAAAGAAGGAGUGCUGGUGGAAAAGGUGCUCGGAUUAUUUUGGCAAUCUUCAACUGAUUGUUUUAGAUUUCAGUUGAAGUUUAAUAAAGUUGAUGCGGCGGUUAUUAAUGGAACGAGAUUUCCCACCAAAAGAGAACUCCUCAGCGUUGUAAUGUCGAUCUUUGAUCCUUUGGGAUUUUUAUGUAAUUUUGUCGUGGGUGCUAAGGUAAUAAUGCGCGAGGUAUGGAAACACAAUAUUCAUUGGGACGAGCCGUUGCCGAGCGACAUUAACGAUGCAUGGGAGAGAUGGCGUAACCAACUAACUGCAGUCGUCAAAUACACUAUUCCACGUUUCUAUUUCCUGAAAGGUAUGCCAAAAAUAUUGCAGCUCCAUGUGUUUGUUGACGCCAGUGAGGUGGCCUUUGCCGCAGUCGCCUAUUGGAGGUCAGAAAGUUUCAGCGGCGAAAUUGACGUGUCAUUUAUUUCUGCGAAGUCCAAGUGCGCUCCAAUAAAACCACUGACAGUGCCUCGACUUGAACUUCAAGCAGCAGUCUUAGGAAGCCGCCUAAUGAACAAUAUACGUAAGGAGCACUCUUUAGAUAUUAGUCAGUGCGUUCCGUGGACCGAUUCUAAGACUGUAGUUAGUUGGAUAAGGUGUGAGCAUCGUCGGUACAAACCGUUUGUACAACAUAGAAUUGCGGAAAUAUUGACGGCUACAGAUGCUACGCAAUGGAAGUGGCUACCAACGGAUUCGAAUGUUGCUGAUGAGGCCACACGUACGAAUAAUCGCAUUGACUUCAGGCCAACAGGUCGUUGGACAUCUGGUCCAGCUUUUUUACACCAGUCGCAAGAUCAUUGGCCUGGAAGCAACAUUGAAUUGUCAACUGAAGAUCCUCUUGAAGAAGAACUUCGCCAUAAAUACGCUUUGGUAAUCGUACAUACUGAUAUAUUCGAAUUUAAACGUUUUUCUACUUUCAUGAAACUGGUGAGAGUUGCAGCAUGGGUGCUACGCUUUAUACAUAUCUGUCGUCGCCGUAUGCAACCAGAAACUCGAUAUGGUUUGACUGCUGGAGAAAUCAAACCUGCCAAGAAGUUGCUUUGCCGUUUCGUUCAAGAAGAAGCAUUUACCACAGAGAUUCAGCCGAUAAAGAAUGGUCAAAAUAUUACCAGCAAUAGUACGCUUCUUCAGUUUUCGCCAUACAUAGAUGAAGAAGGCGUUCUUCGCGUAAAUGGUCGUAUAGACGCUGCCAGCUGGUUGCCUGUAAACUGUAGACAUCCCAUCAUUUUGCCACAAAAUCACCAUUUCACGAGACUUGUGAUGCAUUAUCAUAAAAUUAUGCGCCACCAGAACCAUGAAGCUACCAUAUGUAAGAUUCGUCUUAGCUUUUGGAUUUCAAGACUAAGAACGCUAUUACGUAGUGUUGUUGGAAACUGA
Molecule: messenger RNA, 2127 nt
Organism: Ceratitis capitata (Mediterranean fruit fly)
Lineage: Eukaryota; Metazoa; Arthropoda; Insecta; Diptera; Tephritidae
Exons: 1
Coding region: 1-2127 (708 amino acids)
Source: RefSeq, a predicted model, not a curated record